Messenger RNA from Tetrapisispora phaffii CBS 4417, 1104 nucleotides. It is a transcript of the gene MSN1, whose product is annotated as Msn1p. The record is from RefSeq and is a predicted model, not a curated record. Gene Ontology annotation, biological process: positive regulation of ribosomal protein gene transcription by RNA polymerase II. The transcript has a single exon. Gene Ontology annotation, molecular function: RNA polymerase II cis-regulatory region sequence-specific DNA binding; DNA-binding transcription factor activity, RNA polymerase II-specific. Bases 1 to 1104 code for a protein of 367 amino acids. NCBI's taxonomy places the organism in Eukaryota, Fungi, Ascomycota, Saccharomycetes, Saccharomycetales, Saccharomycetaceae.
AUGGAUAUAAUAGAAGGAGAUGGUUCUAUUAACAAUCGUGUCGGCGAUUUGGAAAGACAAGUGCUCAUGUUUGAGCGUAUGUUGCUUACGUUGAGUGGGACGUUAGAUCAGCAUUUUAAGAAGUAUGACAUGUUAAUCUCCACGCAGCAACAACAAAUGGCAGAACUGAAUGCAAUUAUUUCAACUUUAUUAAAUGACCAAUACAGACAUUCAGAAAUUACAAGAGAAAAGUUGUCAAGUGCUCUACAUGGAAUUUCUGCCACAUCAGCAUCAGUCUCUACAACAAUGAACGAUACAAGUUUGAGAGUAGUAAGUAAUAGUAGUAACAGUAAUGACCAAUUGCCCGUUAAUGACGGUUACAAAGGGCUCCAUGGAAAUAUCGACAUAAACAGACUGGAAGGGAGUUCGAUGUCACAAUCGUCUUCAUUACAUACACCAUUAAUAAACAACUCUGCAUUCUUACCAACAAAAUUAUCACAGUCUUCGGGUAUACAAAAUACAAAUAAUAUGGUAAACGAUUAUUUGAAGACACCUGUAUCCAAUUAUUAUUCUACCGUAGCUACGACUAUGCAGAAUUCAAAUAGCCUGAACCAUUCUUCAAUUUCUAUAGCGCAAGAUCCUGGUGCCGUGAAUGUCACUGAACCAAUUAAAAGUGGCAAUGUAAUAUUUUACAAUCAAGCUGAAAAAUCAACAGAACCCACAAGAAAUAUUAGUGUUGACGAUAGAAACGUGGAAAUGAAUGGAACUCGACAAAGAAAAAAGAAGAAAAACGUUUUUGUUGGAGAAUUCCAAUUCAUAAAAUCACCACAUUCGAUACUCGAUCUGUGGAAGGAAUACACAGAGGGUAUAAAUGGCCAGCCAUCGAUUAGAGAACUGGAAUCAAUAUAUCAAACAGGAUGGAGACGUGACCCAGCUGUAAAUAAAAGGUUCUCGAGAAGGAAAGUACUAUACAAAGCAAUCGAAAAUGGUUUGAAUAGAGGCUAUACAUUAGAAUAUAUCAUCGAUCUGCUAGAAGAUUUUAGAUUUACAGAUGAAACUAAAAAACAAAAACGACCAAUAGGUUGGAUCUUCCACUCUGCAAAUAUUCCAAAUUUACUAAAAUAA